Messenger RNA from Rotaria sp. Silwood2, 252 nucleotides. The record is from the annotation of a GenBank genome assembly. NCBI's taxonomy places the organism in Eukaryota, Metazoa, Rotifera, Eurotatoria, Philodinida, Philodinidae.
AUGUUGAAUGAAAAUGCCAAUUUUAAUUAUAAUCCAUAUAACUAUGGUCAAUUGAAUGCAUAUACUGUAUCAGGAUCUAAUCAAGUUGGUAAAGGAAAUAAAACCUCAUUUAUCAUUGCCGGUGCUCUUGCAACUAUUAUUCUUAUUGGUAUGGCUUUAGGAUUAGGUCUCGGUAUUGGCGCAGUAGGUCUUAUUACCAAUGCACAAUUAGUUAAUGUUACCAAUGUUACUAAUGCAACUACUGGACGUUAG